This is a messenger RNA of Poecilia reticulata (guppy), 1698 nucleotides long. The record is from RefSeq and is a predicted model, not a curated record. Lineage: Eukaryota; Metazoa; Chordata; Actinopteri; Cyprinodontiformes; Poeciliidae.
UCGCCCGUUCGCGAGCUUCCUUUUCAGGAGUUGUAGUUUUUCUUAGCAGAACUAACGUUAGCUUCCAGUUGUGAGCCUCGUCAGGCCAAAGGAGUUGGCUAACUGGUUUUUUCGGAGCUGUAGAAAACAUCGCAGUUUCCUGUUGUCGUUCAAGCAGAGCCUAGCUUCCGACMAGAUCAUGGCAGAUUUCUCGCUGUCAGAUGCUUUAGGAGAUGACACGUCGAGCCAGGCUAAGAAAAUAGGCCACACUAACCCUACGGCCCCUGCCAGCAAUCACCCUGCCGCUCCGAACCCRGGAUGGCCCGGUUCUGCCCCAGGAGCUCCCACCCAGCCCUCUGCUCCGGCUGACUUCAGCGGUGGAUUGUCUGGCCCAGGAGCCCCGGGGCCGUUCCAGUACCCCUCUGGUCCUGGAGCGCCGGGGCAGUACCCGGGACCUCCCUCAGCACCCGGCGGCUUCCCUGCUGGUCCCGGAGUACCUGGACAGUAUCCCGCACCGGGAGCUCCGGGUCAGUUUCCCUCCAGCCCCGGGGCACCUGGACAGUUCCCCGGGCAGUAUCCGUCUGAAGGAACUCCUGGACAGCUGCCCGGGGCCCCCGCUCCUUACCCAUCAGGGCCGUUUCCUUCUGGCCCCGGCGCUCCGGCUGGCCCUUACCCGAACGUGCCUUUCCCUGGUGGCCAGCCAGCAGGAGGCAACGGGAUGUACGGACCCGGGGGCCAAGGUGGAUUUCCCCCUCCGGCCGGUCCAGGAUCUUUCCCAGCGUUCCCCGGAGGCGGAUUCCCCCCGAUACCACCCGGGUCGUGGGGAUCACCCGGAGGAGGUUUCCCGACCCCGCCUGCUCAGUUUGGCCCCGGGCCCAUGGGUCCGUACGGCGGUCCUGCUGGUCCAGGAGGCACAUUGAUUGUGCCGUACGAUCUCCCACUCCACGCUGGGAUCAUGCCGCGCCUUUUGGUCACGGUGAUUGGAGAGCCAGUUCCCGGGGCAGACAGGUUCCAGGUUGACUUCCUUAAAGGUCCGGAUGUCGUCUUUCACUUCAACCCUCGCUUCAGCGAGCAGACCAUCGUCCGAAACUCCAACCUAGGAGGUUACUGGGGCCCGGAGGAGCGAGAGGGGCCCUUCCCCUUCGUCCAGGGGCGCCGUUUUGAGGUAAGCUCUUUAUUAACACCAUUACAAUUUAAUGAAUGUAUAAAAAAAAAUAAUACAAUAAAUAUUUAUUUAUUUUAUGUCUUACUGUAAUCUGGUAAAAGUGUCGAUUUACUGUGCAGAAAUACGAGGCAGUAAUUACAAAACUACACUACAGGCGUUAACAAUACCACAAAAAAAAGAGCAAUAAGAAUAAUCCAAAAGUUGGGAUAUUAAAACAGAAAACACCAACAGAUAUUUGUAAAAUUUAAAUUGUUUAAGUUCAUCGACAUAGUAAAACUACACAUGGCUCCGAUUUUUUUUUUUGCAAAGCCAAAAAUAAACAAACACCAGAAAACAUUAGAAAAAUGUUUAAGAUGAAGAAGCAAAUAUACAAGUCAUGGGAAGAAUCACAGUUUAAAAUUAAAUUCAUAACUAGAAAAUMCUUUUGUGCAACGAUCAGCGGAGUCGAACUGUGGAGUCAUUUGGAAAUCAACAACAUCCAAACAAAACUUUUCAAAUUAUCAUACAAACAUUUGAUUAUUGCUGGGAGAUUUUAAGAAAUAAUGAUUGUUUUU